This is a messenger RNA of Cladocopium goreaui, 2551 nucleotides long. The record is from the annotation of a GenBank genome assembly. NCBI's taxonomy places the organism in Eukaryota, Dinophyceae, Suessiales, Symbiodiniaceae.
AUGGGAAGUCUCACCGCAGAUGAACUGGCGGCUCAGGUGGUUCAUGCCCAUUGCCAGCAGAAGUUGGAUGCCGCCAGGGAGCAGUUGGAAACAGUCUGGGAGGAAGUCUUGCAGCAGGUGGUCCAGAUGGAGUUCGUGUCCUCCUUAGCAGAUGCCGUUAAGGCCAGAGCGGAUGAGGGCAGCGGAUGUGGCAAACAUGUGGCGACAGAACAUGGUGAGGCGGCUCCACUGGCAGCCAGAGUGCACCACACCAAGCGCUCGGAGUUUCUUUUCUACCUUUUUCUUCCAGCAGUUGUGAUCACACUCUCGACUUCGCUAAUUCGUAUCAAUCAGAUGCUGAUGGCAAAAGAGCAUUUUCCUUAUCCCUUUGUCUUGGUGAUUCUGCACUGUUAUUUUUGCACUCUCUUCGCUCUGAUUUUGCUGUGGCUCCGCCCCGGCUUGUUUCCUGCCUUGAGAGAUCCGGAUAAGAAGGUAGAGCUCUCUCUCCGCUGCUACAUUACCUCAAUUCUUCCCAUUGCGUUGUGCUUCACCGUUUCGUUGGUCCUGUCCAACCUGGCCUACAAGUACUGCACUGUGGCCUUUCUUCAGAUGAUCAAAGAGGGUAACAUCAUGGUAAUCUUCGCCAUGACUUACGCCUUCGGCAUCGAGACCUUCGAAUGGACGAAGUUGGGCAUCCUCUUAGUGAUGCUGUUUGCAACUUGGAGCUGUGUGGAUGGCGAGCUGAAUUUCAACAUCGCGGGCUUCCUGGUUCAAGUGACUGCCGGCGUGUGCGAGGCCACGAAAACCAUCCUGCAAUCCUUGCUGUUGGCAGGCAAAGGAUUCAAACUGGAUCCUAUGUCCAUGGUUUUAACCUUGAUGCCCAUGUGUGGACUGCUAUUGUCUGGUGUGUUGAUCUUCCACAUCUUGCUGCUGCCCUUGAACUUCGUGAAACUCCCCAGUUGGGACGAGGUCUGGGUGUGGCGGGUCCUCUUAGCCGCCAGCAUUUGCAACGCCUUUGUGCUGAACGUAGCCAUUGCAGUGUUCCUGAAGUAUCUCUCACCAGUGGUGUAUGUCCUGACAGGAAACAUCAAGGACAUAGUGGUGGUCUGCAUGUCAGCCUUUCUGAUCGGCGAACCUAUCAGCUCCUUGCAGAUCUUGGGCUUCAGCACGCAGGUGCUUUGCGUCUUCGCGUGGACGAGCUACAAGCACAACGGCCAGUUGGUCCCCAAGGAACUUCUAUUAGAGGCCUUCGAAGCAGCUCGCAACACUUUGGCACUCGUGGAGGCGACGCUACGCUUGAACGCCACCGGAAACACGGUGACACCCUUGGUGCAGCGCCUCGUAUUUCAGGCAAGUGUUCUUGAAGAAGCUUUCUUGGUGCGUCAGUCUAUCAUGCAGGCAGUGCUGGAGGGAAAGUUCGACGAUAUCGAACUGUGGGCCGAACAAGCUCAAACCUUGGGUGAGGACCUGCAUUUGGAGCUGGCGUAUGCAGAUCGCUUGCGACAGGCCAGCCAGCAAACUUCCAAAUCCUCUUCCUCCAGCUGGUCCACCGGCUCGCCAGACGAUGACGCCGCCGGCGACCACGGGCGUGGAACCACUCGGGAGGAGCACUGCAAGGAUACGUCGAAACACUCCUGGGACUGCAGCACCACGCAUCCACACUCCCCGCAAUCCGCCGAGCCCACACCGCGGCCGGAACCCGCGGAACCAGCGGAGCAGCAACGGCGCGAUCCCGCGCCGUACGCUGCCAGUGGGGUGCAACUGAAACAUGCCAAGUGGAGGGCAGCUGAGCGGCCGGCAGAGGGGCCUUUUCCAGAGUCCAAGAGGUGCUUUCCUGAGUCUGCCUCCUUUCCCCGCUUCACGGAAUAUGAGCAACGACGCGCCAAAGAACGCCGGAGUCCAGAGGCGGAUUGGGACUACCUUCAGGCAAAAGCAGAGCAGCAGCGCUACACCGCAUUUCAGCCCACCAAGGGCCCCCGCCCUGGCCGCCCGGCCAGCGCCCCAGCGCGUGGCCGCGAACGCGAGCCUGCGGGCGCAGGUCGCGCGGCGGUGCAUGCAGCCCAUGCAGCCCAUGCAACAGCCCAACGGACGGCUACGCGGGCGAAGGCACAAAGCCUCUUCGGAAGCUGGUGGAAGUCCUGGAUGGGCGCCGCCAAGGAUCCGCCGAGCGACUUCCCUCGGGACGUGCCCGGCGACCGCGGCGACCGCGGCGACCGUGCGGGGCGACGGCCGCGGGAGGAGCAGGGACGGCUGGUGUCGAAGGUGGAGUGCCGCGAGAGCGACUUGAUGAUUUUGGGUUUCGCGCGCACUGCGAAGCCAACCCCGGAAGAGCUGAAGAAGGCUUACAAGGUCAUGGCCAUGCGUUGGCACCCAGAUCGGCCUCACAAUCGCGACAAGAACAGUGAGGCAACGGCCAACUUUCGCACCGUGAAAGCAGCAUACGACCAUCUGACGCGAAGUCUCCCUCCAGCAGCGAGGUGACAAAAGCGUGAGGUGGUGAUAUCGCUACUGGCCGCCGUAGGAAGCACCGGCACCGGGGUUGAUCAAAUUUUCGCAGCCAUGUUGGAUAUGG